Adineta steineri is the source of this 3681-nucleotide messenger RNA. The record is from the annotation of a GenBank genome assembly. Lineage: Eukaryota; Metazoa; Rotifera; Eurotatoria; Adinetida; Adinetidae.
AUGAAAUCAAAGAAAAGAGCUGAAAUUCGUGAUAUACAAUCGAAAGAAGAAUGGGAUGUAAUGUUAAUCAUUGAUGUUUAUCAAGAAUGGGCAGGCCCAACAGUUGUAUUAGAAGAUAUAUUUCUUCAACUUAAACGUACUUUAACACAAACAGAAUAUUUAACAUUCUAUUCUGCUAAUUGUGAAAAUAUUGAAACGCUUGAACGUUAUCGUGGUUAUUGUGAACCAUUAUUACUUUUUUUUGGAAAUAACACUCUAGUGUAUAUACAACAUCAUGUAAAUGUACCAAAUAUAGAAAAAGCUAUUGAAGAACAACUGACGAAUGAAUUACAAGUAAUAAAAGGAAAUUCUAAACGAGAACCUUUUAAUGAUUCGGAAUAUAAUAGUAUUCAACAAACAACUGGAUCGAUUACAUCUGAACCUAUGUUAUAUAAAGGUGAAUCAUCAAGUUUACGAAGUUUAUUAAUGAAAACAGCUGAAAAAAUUGAUCAAGAUUAUUGGCUUAAUUCAGAAUCAUAUAAAUUAGGUGUUGCACUUUUUGUUAUAAAACCUGAUCUUGUUGCUGAUGGAAAAAAAGAUCAAAUUCUUGAUUAUUUACGUAAUAAAGGAUUUAUCAUUCACAUAAAUGUCGAUAAAUUAUUGAAUAAUGAAGAUAUAAUUAAAAUUUUCAAACCGGUACAUCUAUAUAAUGAAUUUGAUCGUUUUAUGUCAAGUGGUCCAAGUACUUAUGCAAUAGUAUCGAAAGGUUUUACAGGACGAUCAACAUCAGAUGAUCUUCGAUAUAUUAUUGGUCCUCAUGAUCCGGAUAUAGCUAAAGAAACUAAUCCUGAAUCAUUAACUGCUAUCUAUGGAACGGAUGUUCUUUUAAAUGGCUUUUACUCAAGUAGUAACAAUAAUGAAGCAUUAAAAGAAAUUCAUAUUGUUUUUCCUGAAUAUCAACAUCCUAUAAUCGAAGGAAAACCUAUUGAUGAAUAUAUUCAUAAAACAGCAACAUUAUGUCUUCUUGGACCUGUUCAAGUACGAAUGAAAAAAGAAGCUAUUAUUCAAGCCAUUAUUCAACGUGGAUUUGAAGUACGUUAUGAAAAAGUUUAUAUGUUUCGACCCGAUGAACUUGAAUCAUUAUAUAUUAAAUAUCGUAAUGAAGAAUUUUUUAGAACAUUAAUUGAAGCUUAUACAAUUGGUCCAUGUUUAUUGCUCUAUGUAGCUAAAGAAAAUUGUGUUGCAGAUUUUUGUGAAUUUCUUGGACCAUUUUCACGUGAAGAAUUCAGUAAAAUGCCUGGAACACUUCGACACGAUUUUGAUGAACCAACAGUACCUGUGACGACAAUUCAUGGUUCAGAAAGUAUUAUUGAUGCACGAAAAGAACUUGAACAAUUUUUUCCAUACCAACAAACACUAACUAUUAUUAAACCAGGUUUAACAUCCAUUCAAAAAGGUCUAAUAAUAAAUUUUCAAAAUAUUCUUUCUAUACACAACUAUUUAAAUUUAGAUGAUAUUCUUAAGAGAUUAAAUUUAAAUGGUUUUAUAAUUAUGAUUAAAGAAACAAGACAUUUAACAAAAGAUAUUCUUACUCAAUUCUAUGCUCGACAUCAAGGUUUACCUUGGUUUAAUGAUUUUAUUCAAUUUAUGAGCAGUGAUGUUUGUGAAGUAAUAAUUCUUGCACGAGAAAAUGCUGUUCAAGCUUUACGUGAAAUUAUGGGUCCUGUUGAUCCUGUACGUGCGAAAACUGAUGCACCGGAAUCAAUUCGAGCAAUUUACGGUUUAGAUAUAAUGCGUAAUGGUUUACAUGCAUCAUCGAAUAAUAAACAUGCACGUGAAGAAAUUCGUUUACUUUUUCCUGAUUAUGAAUUUAUUAAAAAUAGACCAAUACCAUUUCAAUCAAAUAUUUUAUCAACAGUUGAUACUUCAGUCAUUUCGAAUGAGAAUAAUUAUGGUAUGAUAAUAGAAAUUAUGUAUGAGAUUACUGUAAAUACAUGCUUAAAUAAUAAUGAAAAUGAUGAAUCAGCUGUUUUUAUUACAUUAAUUGGAAAUAAAGCUGAAACAAAAAAAUUUCUUUUACAAUUUGCUGAUAAUACAAUUCAUACUUUACAAUCAAAUCAAACUGAUAUAUUCCAUUUUAUUGAUCAAGAUAUUGGUAGUCCAAAAUAUAUUCAAUUAUUUCAUGAUGGACGAGGAUUUCCGAAAAAUUGGAUUUUAACAAGUAUCGAAGUCAUAAUCUCAAAUCGAAAUAAAAUAUUCAAGUAUACUAAAACAUUACCUAUUAAAUAUAAAAUUAUUUCAAAUGAAUUUAGAUUCGAUAUUAAUGAAUUAAUCGAUGAAGAAAAUACAAAAAUCAAUUAUUCAGUAACUGAUAUUAAAGAUAUUGAAAGUGUUGGUAAUGGUAAUUGUGCUAUUAUUAUACAAACAGGCAAUGCUAAAUAUGCUGGUACAUUCGCUGAUUGCAGUAUACUCUUAUCGGGUUCACAAGGUGUUUAUGCAUUUCAACUUCGUAAAUCAUUAACAAAUCGAAUACCAUUUCAAAAUCGAUAUCGUGAUAUAUUUCUUGUUGAAGUUGAUGAACAACUGAAACAAAUUGAAUAUAUUGUACUUGAACAUAAUAAUGAAAAUUCUUCACCUGCUUGUUUUUCUGUUGAUCGAUGGCUUUCGAUGGAUUAUUAUGAUGGUAAAACAAAAAUUAUACUUUCAACAGAUAAUGAAAAAUUAUCAUAUAAUGAAAUAGAUCUAUUAGAAAAUCGAUCGAAUAUUAUUCGAUAUGAGAUUCAUAUUGUAACGGGUGUAAUGCCUCAAGCUGCAACGAAUUGUCCCGUUUGGUUAACAAUUAAUGGAACAAGAGGAACAAUUAUCAAUAAAUAUCUUGAAAUUUCUCAAAAUGAAUUAUUUCCAUUUGAACCUGAUAAUCAUGAUUUAUUUAUUUUCUAUGAUGUCGAUGUUGGCGAAAUUGAUAAAAUCAUAUUAGGACAUGAGAGUAUGUAUGCUGAACAAGGCUGGUUUAUUCAAACAAUAUCAAUACAUGUACCAUCGAAACAAUUUCAGAGUGAUAGAUUUAAAAUUAAUAAAUGGUUAAAUUCAAAACGAAUAGAUAGUGUACCAUUAAUUGAAAUUCAAAUACGAAAACCUAUCAAAUUAAAUCGAAAUCUAAAGCAUCAACAGCCAAUCUCUAGUACAACAUUAGCUUCAAUUCAUGAUUUAGAAUGCUCCUAUACUGUCUAUAUUUUAACUGAAGAUUUUCAAACCGAUAUGAAUAAACCUGGUAUUUUUAUUGAUUUGCUGAUUGAUGAAACAAUAUCAACUGAUUAUAUGAGAUUAACGACUGAUGAGACAAUUCGUGAACAUUUAGAAAAUAAUACUUUAGGAAGAUUUAAAUUAAAUGGAAAAAAAAUUGAAAAAAUCAAUACAAUAAAUCUUCUCAUUCGUGCACCCGAUCAAAUAACAUAUUGGUUACCUCGUUAUAUUCUUAUCGUUAUCGAUGAUACUCAAGAAAUAUUUCAAUUUAACAAUUCAAAAUCGCUUCAUUAUUCAAAUAGAGAUAAAUUCGAUGCAAUUACCAUUCGAUUAGAUGCAACUCCUAUAGAAUUAUCACAAGAAAUCGAAGAACAAUUGGAAAAUAUUAAACAACUCUAUAUAAAUGAAACUGGAAAAACUGUUAUUGAUAAACGAGAUGCAAUUUUAUAUGAAGAAUGA